AUGAAUGAAAUUUUGAAGCAACUUUCUGAAAUUCCGAAAGGAAAAGCAAUUCCAAAUGCGGAUAAAACGAUUAGUCGCUCAUUAUACCUUCUUCAUGAGGAAAUGUUGGCUUCAAAAGAGCCAUUUUCCAAAGAUAUUGAAGAUAUUUUAUUAAAUCUUAUCGUUGCCAACGAAAGACAACUAAGCCCAGUGACCGCAAAUGCAAUAGGCAUUUGCUUGCUAGCUUAUUUUAAAUCAAUGAAGUCUCCAGAUUUUUGGAAAUUUUUAUCUAUAAUUUCAGAUGAAAUUCAAGCAUACAAUUUAACUGCAAUUGUUAUUUUAGGCAUACUUUCAAAAGGAGUCGGCAGUUCCUUUAAGGCGCAAUUAUCCACUCACAUUACAACUCUUUCUAAUUCACCACAUCCAUCACAAUUUCCUUACAUAUGCCAGUGUUUCAGAAGAAUACUUUCUGGAACUGGAGACUUCCUAAUUCGAUCAAUUCCACAAAUUUUUGUUUUUAUUAGACGAUGCAUUACAGCAACAGCAGAAAAUCUUCGAAAUGAAGCAAUAAAGACGAUCCCCGUAUUACUUACUCAAGCAAAAAUUGAUUUUCUCAAAUUAUUACCUGUAAUUACUCCAACAAUCCAUACAGAAACAUUAACAUCAAGAUAUAUCGUCGGAAAAUCCUUAGGCAAGUUAUUGUACCACGCUUCUAGCAACGAAAUUUCUUUUAUUACAAAAAAUUAUUUAACCUUGCUACAAAACGAAAAAUACGUACAAACUGUAUGCGCAUCCAUGUUUACAGCAUUUAGGUUCUUCGAGCCUAUUUUCUUAGUCUCAAAACUCAAAACAAUUUCGAAAUUUUUAUACAAUGUUUCUCUUUUGAAAAUCGGCAUUAAUUCCAUGAUGCCCAUUACACAGUCAACAUUAAAAUCCGUUUUCUCAGUCUGUGGCUCCACUUCCGGCAAAUCAAUCUGCCAACAUUUAGUAGAAAUGAUUCCUGAAGGUAAAGUCACCAUUCCCAACGCAUUAGUAUUAAUUACAGCCCUGCAGCAUUGCGAAGUACCGCAUAAAACUCUUCAACAAGGACUAAGAUUAACUUAUACAUUAUUAGAAUGCAACAUCAAGGAAAUACAGAAGAUUGCCAUCUCUUUCUUUGGUUCUCUCAACCAGAAAGAUCCGAAAGUAGCCAAUCUCUACUUAGAAACGUUUUUAGUUUUGAUAUCAGAUGCGAAAGAGAAAAAUUCGCUGAUGGGAUACUCAAAUACCAUUUCUCUACUCGCAAAUACAAAGAACGCUGCUAAAAUACAACCUGUUGUAAUUAAUCUCAUGAAUAAUGGAACAAUUGAUUCCCAAAAAGUGUCAGCAGCUUUUUCAAUGGCUACAGGAUUGGCCGCCAUCAACCAAAUAUCAGAUGAUAUCUGUCAAACCGCUGUCAAAUUGAUAAAUUCAAUGAAACCGUUGUUAAAACUGUCAGUUUCUCAGAAAUUAUCAAUUAAAUACAUUUCUGCAUUUCUUUUAGCAUGCAGGACUAAUACAACAGUUCAGAGUUGUAUUCCACAGUUUAUUUCUAAUAUUUUACAUUGUUUAACUUUAUUUUCUGCAUCAACAACAUUUUGUAUUUGGUCAUUGAUACAAAACAUGAAUUUAUCUGAGCAAAUGUCUCAGUUGUUUUUAUCGGCAGCGGUUGUUUCCGUUAGCAAUUUAUUUAAUAUUGAAACUUUUGAAAUUGAUUCGGUUUUGUCACCUUUUUCGAACGAUACAGAUUUAACGAGUAUAAUGUUUGGCACGAAAAUAACGAAUAGUUUUUCUUCUAUUUUUACAAACCAUUUACAUUUGAAUGGUAUGACACACAGAGAUGGCUGUUGCAGAAUAAUUAUCGAAUCUUUUCCGUCAAUUAUAAGAAAAACUAAAAAAGAAAAAGUGACACAAAUAAUUGAGUCACUUUUUAUUGGUCAAAACGAUAACCAGAUUGGAGGAAAACUUAUGUUGAUCAGGUCAUUGCUUCAGAAGAAGUCAACAUUUGGUUUUCUGCCAAAUGACACUUUGCCAAAACUUUUUACGAUUAAAUCCGAUUCAAAUUCGGUAAAAAGGAUUGCUAGUGGUUGUAUUUCGAGAUUUUUAUCUUUCUAUCCAAUGCUGAUUAAACCAACAUUGGAAUCUCUCGAGAAAUCGAAGAAAUCUUUUGAUUUUGCGCUGUUAACAAUUGCCGAAUCAGCAAAUCUUUUCGUACAAGAGAAAAUGACUGAAAGAUGUUUGAAAUUAAUAAUGCAAAUAGUUGCUCAACAAUCUUCUCCUGAAGCAAUAUUCGCAUUAUCAAAUCUUGUGAAGUUUUCUACUGAUAAAUUCUUGGUUGAAGCAAUUGAAGAUGUUUUAUAUGGCGGUUUUGUCACUUCACCUCCAGAAAUUUGCCAAUUUGUCAAUUUAUUACAAAAUUCAAAGGAAAAUGAAAAUUCAAUAGUUUACAAAGCUGCUGUUAAUUGUUUAUUGAAUUUCUUUACAAUGAAAAGUUCAUCACAAAUCUUGUCAGCGAAUUUGUUGAGAAACAAUUCAUAUACAAAAGAAAUUUUGUUGCCAAAACUGAGUCUAAAGACUUAUCCAUCACUUUUCUUGUUGAGUUUGCAGUAUAAUAAGACAAAAGAAAUAAUUUCACAAGUUUUCAUGUUGCAACAACAAUUAUCAACAAGAAAAGUGACAGAUGCAAUUAUUUCAUUGUUUGACACUUUUCCUAUCAUUGCAGAAUGGACAGAUUUAUGCAAGCGAGUUAUUCUUACGAAUUGCGUUCCUCCUUCUGAACGAAAAGGCGACAACAGAGUUUCUCCGACUCGUUUUGUUUUGAUUGCUGCAAUGACUGUUUGUUCUUUACUUGCAAAAACGGUUAGAAAAGAAUUUCCAAGCGGUUUGCCAUGUGUUGAUGAUAUUAUUUCCAUUGCUUUCAACUCUGUGCAGAUGAAGGACACAAAAAUCGAUUCACACGCGUUUUCUAUCGCGUCAACAGUCAUAAGAGAAUUUUCUGACGUCGCAAACAAUGAUGGACCAUUUUUGGCACUUUUCACUGCACAAUUUCAUCUGAUGUUAAGUCAUGCAUUGGAGGAACAAAGGAAAUUCCUAUCUGUAGCGGAUUUCGUGCUGGAUUACCUUACUUUCCUAAAACUUACUGAUACAGAACAAGUCGCAAAAAGAGUGUCAAAAUUAAAAGUGACAAAAUUAAAUUGUUUGACUUUGGCAAGGUUGACUUCACUUUUGAUUGAAAAAUCUCCACAAUCGAAACGCGAAAUUAUUCCUAUAUUUGUAAAUUCGUCAAGUGAAGUAAUGAAUUCAUGUUUGAAACAAGAAAUCAAACUGAAAGAUUUCGACAACCAAAUUCUACAAUUUGCAAAAUGUAUUUUGGAUUAUAAUGUCGAAUUUGGCCGGCCAUUUUUACUUCUUCUUUUUGAGCAAAUCUCGUCAAUAAAAGAGGAUUUCGUGCUCGACGUCUGCUCAGCGUACGCUCAAAAGAAUUUGUUAAAACCGUUUGACAUUUUGUACGUUAUUUCUCAUGUCAAUCUUGAAAAAGUGACAAAACAAAACGAUAAAGAUUUUAAUGCUUUUUCGGAAAUAGACGAGAACGCGUACAAAGUUAUUUCUCCUCAAGAAUCAUCUUCAAAAAGUGAUUUCUUGAUCGCAGUGUCAAAUUCUGCCAAAGGUGUCACUUUUUCAGAAGUAAGAAGUCAAAUUUUAUUGAUUUCGACAAUGAAUCAGAACUUUACAGCACUUUCCAAUGUGAUCAAGAACUCAGAUGACAAAGAUUUCGCAAAAAUCCUUCCUUCAAUUUUUGACAGCGCAUGUAAAAGUGACAAUGAAUCUGCCAAAGCCAUUAUUACUAUUGUUUCCCAUUAUUCAUCGAUCCCUUUGAUAGACGGACUGAUAUCUCAUACUGUUGCAAAUUAUACAAUUGAAGAAACAUCUUAUUCUAUUUUGAUCCUUCUUAAAAGGUGUCAAAACCGUCAUUUAACUUGUUUAGAAGAAUUGGCCAAGAGAAUCAAAAUAGAGCUAAUUCCUCAUGGAAUACAGUUCCUUUGUUCCCUUCUUUCUGAUGAAAAAACAGUUAACUUUUGCCUGGAAAUUUGCAAACUUGGAGCAAUUGAUUAUUUAGAAGACGUAAUUGAUAUCAAAUCUGUUCCAAGAAUUUUGCAUUUCUUGAGAAUGAUUACCAAAAUUUGUCCUUCAAUGCAAACAGUCUCAACAAAGAUUUGCAUGAAAUGUUUGUCCAUGAUAAGUAAUAUUCCAGAUAGACAGAAAGUUGUUUCGAUUGGUACUUCUCUUCUCAAGGAAAUUCCACAAAAUAUUUUGAAUCUUUGUUUCGAAGAAUUUUCUGAAAAAGAAAAUUUGAUAAAAUGUUUGACUCCUCCAAAGAAAUUUACAUCGAAUAUCAAACUGAUUUCCUUUGGAACAGGAAAUUCAAGGAGAUCUCAGGAGAGAGGAGGCUGGCAAACAUUAACUGUUGGAGAUAGUGAUGAAAGUGAUUAA
Trichomonas vaginalis G3 is the source of this 4488-nucleotide messenger RNA. RefSeq names its product armadillo (ARM) repeat-containing protein family. The transcript has a single exon. Lineage: Eukaryota; Parabasalia; Trichomonadida; Trichomonadidae. The coding region runs from base 1 to 4488 and encodes 1495 amino acids. The record is from RefSeq and is a predicted model, not a curated record.